AGUUUUACUUGUUUUCCCCACUCCACUGCCUUGUCUUUCCGCCUCUUGGACAGAGGGUAUGAACUGUAUGAACAAAGAUCAUGGGUGCGCACAUAUCUGCCGAGAGACACCCAAAGGUGGGGUUGCCUGUGAAUGUAGGCCUGGCUUUGAACUUGCCAAAAACCAGAAGGACUGCAAAUUAACCUGUAACUAUGGAAAUGGAGGCUGCCAACACACCUGUGAUGACACAGAUACUGGUCCUGUAUGCGGUUGUCAUCAGAAGUAUGCCCUACACUCGGACGGCCGAACAUGCAUUGAGAAGGAUGAGGCUGCAAUUGAGAGUUCUGAGUUCAAUGCCACGUCAGUAGCUGAUGUGGACAAGCGGGUGAAACGGCGGCUACUUAUGGAAACAUGUGCUGUGAAUAAUGGAGGCUGUGACCGUACUUGCAAAGAUACAGCCACAGGAGUACGCUGCAGUUGCCCGGUUGGAUUUACCCUGCAGCCUGAUGGGAAAACAUGCAAAGAUAUAGAUGAGUGUCUGGUAAACAAUGGUGGUUGUGACCACUUCUGCCGAAACACGGUGGGCAGCUUUGAGUGCAGCUGCCAGAAAGGCUAUAAACUACUAACAGAUGAACGAACCUGCCAAGAUAUAGAUGAAUGUUCAUUUGAAAGGACAUGUGACCAUACCUGUAUCAACUAUCCUGGAAGUUUUGAAUGCCUGUGUCAUAAAGGUUACACAUUGUAUGGAAUGACGCACUGUGGAGAUAUUGAUGAAUGCAGCAUCAGCAAUGGGAGCUGUGACUAUGGAUGCCUUAAUACAAUGGGAACUUAUGAAUGUUUAUGUCCAUCUGGAAAGAAGUUACACUGGAAUAAAAAGGAUUGUGUUGAGAUGGUGAAAUGCCUUCCAAAUGCCAAGCCAGCUCCAAAAGCUCAGCUGGUCUGCAGCAAAUCAGGAGGAAUUGAGAGCUGUUUCUUAUCCUGUCCCUCCAACACACUUUUUGUCCCAGACUCAGAGAAUAGUUAUUCAGUAAGCUGUGGAGUGCCAGUGCAGCAGGGCAAAUCACAACAGAAACGCAACACUACACUUCCUAGCUGUGCAGACAUAUUAGCGCCGCCCAUCAAACAGAAGGCUCGGUUUAAAAUCAAGGAUGCAAAGUGUCACUUAAGGCCUCGCAGCAAAGAAAAAAUUAAAGAUGUCAGAAAGCAGCAGGCUGUUAUAGGAGGUCAGUUCCCUUGUACAGACAACUGCCAGGUGACCUUUGUGAACCUCAAGUGUGACUCCUCGAAGAAAAAACGUCGCGGCCGGAAAUCGCCAUCAAAGGAAGUAUCCCACAUCACUGCUGAAUUUGAAGUCGAGAUGAAAUCCGAGGAAGCCUCAGACACCUGUAACCUUGACUGUUUGCGGAAAAGGAUGGAACAGAAGCUACAAACUGCAAUCAAAACUUUGAGGAAAUCUAUUAACAAACAGCAAUUUUACAUUCAGUUUUCUGGGACAGAGUAUGAAGUUGCUCAGAAGGCAGCUAAAGUGGUCGCUGAAGGACAUGACCCUUGCAGUACAGGGCAAGUGCAGCAGGAUGGGAAGUGUGUUACCUGCAGCGCUGGCACCUUUUAUAGUGGAGAACAUAAUCAGUGCAUUCCUUGCUCACCAGGAACGUAUCAAGAUAGAGACGGUCAACUCUCUUGUGAACCUUGCCCAAGCAAUGAUGGACAGGGAGUAGCAGGAGCACGGAAUGUGUCAGAAUGUGGAGGGCAGUGUUCUCCUGGAUAUUUUUCUUCUGAUGGCUUUAGACCUUGUAGACUAUGCCCGCUUGGCACAUAUCAGUCUGAACCAGGAAGGACCCUUUGCUUUCCAUGUGGUGGAGGACUAGUGACCAAAUACGAAGGCGCUGUGUCAUUUCAGGACUGUGAAACAAAGGUUCAUUGUUCUCCUGGCCAUUAUUACAACUCUACAACCCACAGAUGUAUCAGAUGUCCUGUUGGAACUUACCAGCCUGAAUUUGGUCAAAACUACUGCAUCACCUGCCCUGGGAAUACCAGUACAGAUUUUGAUGGCUCUACUAAUGUUACACACUGUAAAAAUCAACAAUGUGGUGGGGAACUUGGAGACUACACAGGCUACAUUGAGUCUCCCAACUAUCCCGGAGAUUACCCAGCCAAUGUUGAAUGCAUUUGGAAUAUAAGCCCACCCCCAAAGAGGCGGAUUCUUAUAGUGGUCCCGGAAAUAUUCCUUCCCAUCGAAGAUGAGUGUGGUGAUGUUUUAGUAAUGAGGAAAAGUGCUUCACCCACAUCAAUUACUACCUAUGAAACUUGCCAGACCUAUGAGAGGCCUAUAGCAUUCACCUCCAGAUCACGCAAGUUGUGGAUUCAGUUCAAAUCAAACGAAGGGAACAGUGGGAAAGGAUUCCAAGUACCCUAUGUAACAUACGAUGAGGAUUAUCAACAGUUAAUAGAAGAUAUUGUUCGAGAUGGACGUCUAUACGCAUCAGAAAAUCAUCAAGAAAUUCUAAAAGACAAGAAACUGAUUAAAGCCCUUUUCGAUGUAUUGGCACAUCCACAAAACUAUUUCAAGUACACGGCACAAGAAUCAAAGGAGAUGUUCCCAAGAUCAUUUAUAAAGUUACUGCGAUCAAAAGUUUCCAGAUUUCUACGACCAUACAAAUAACUUCCUAGUGCUUUUCAUUU
Elgaria multicarinata webbii is the source of this 2661-nucleotide messenger RNA. RefSeq names its product signal peptide, CUB domain and EGF like domain containing 1 (gene SCUBE1). Gene Ontology annotation, molecular function: calcium ion binding. The transcript is spliced from 20 exons. Lineage: Eukaryota; Metazoa; Chordata; Lepidosauria; Squamata; Anguidae. The record is from RefSeq and is a predicted model, not a curated record. Bases 59 to 2641 code for a protein of 860 amino acids. Gene Ontology annotation, cellular component: cell surface. Gene Ontology annotation, biological process: signal transduction.